AUGCCCGUCUUUCUAACGGAGGGAAUUACUCACCUUCUACCAAAAACAGAAAACCCAGAUAAUCCUUCCCAAUAUCGACCCAUCACCUGCCUCCCAUCAAUUUAUAAGAUAUUUUCAAGCUGCAUUAGCAGUACAAUAUAUACCUACCUGGUCACCAAUAACAUCCUACACGAAGAGCAAAAAGGUUGCAAAAGCAGGGCAAUGGGCUCUAAGGAACAGCUUGUAAUAGACUCGGUGGUUUUGGAGCAAGCCAGACAUAACAAAAGAAAUAUCUUCAUGGGCUAUAUUGACUAUCAGAAAGCGUUCGACUCCAUACCACACAGCUGGCUGUUGCAAGUUCUAGAAAUCUACAAUGUUGACCCCAAAAUCUGCCGAUUCUUUAAGACCAUGCCUUCAUGGACGACCUCCCUCAACCUCAGGUCUGCCCCCUCUUAUCAUAACAUCGCCAAAAAUUCCAAUUCGUAG
This is a messenger RNA of Sitophilus oryzae (rice weevil), 465 nucleotides long. RefSeq lists its product as uncharacterized. Lineage: Eukaryota; Metazoa; Arthropoda; Insecta; Coleoptera; Curculionidae. The record is from RefSeq and is a predicted model, not a curated record. The coding region runs from base 1 to 465 and encodes 154 amino acids. The transcript has a single exon.